CAAAACCUCACAUGUUGGUGCGAUUCUCCUUUGAUCGAGUAUACGGGCUCGUGGAUACCCCGGCCGGUAGAGGACCCAAGUUCAUUCGAUAUUCUAACAACCAGUAUGUCCUACUACAACUCCUUUCCGAUACACGAGUUGUUGACCCGUUCGUUAGGAUCUGGCCAGGGAGCGAUAUACCUCAUGGCAGUUAUGAUGUUUACCUGGAUGGGACACCCUCAAGGUUCAACGCCUCCGCUGCUGUUACGGAUUCAACCAUACCCCUCUUCAAGGCAACUGGACUCCCAUCCAUCCCUCAUACAAUCUCCAUUCACAACACAGGUUCUCAAGGG
Molecule: messenger RNA, 332 nt
Organism: Acaulospora colombiana
Lineage: Eukaryota; Fungi; Glomeromycota; Glomeromycetes; Diversisporales; Acaulosporaceae
Source: the annotation of a GenBank genome assembly